Molecule: messenger RNA, 5907 nt
Organism: Brienomyrus brachyistius
Lineage: Eukaryota; Metazoa; Chordata; Actinopteri; Osteoglossiformes; Mormyridae
Product: zinc finger protein 254-like
Exons: 2
Coding region: 1808-3031 (407 amino acids)
Source: RefSeq, a predicted model, not a curated record
AGUAAACUAGGGGUGGAGGAAAAAUCAAUUCAGUCACAAAUCGUGAUCUACUGUAAUUAUGUUGGUCGCAUUUGUUCCAGCUAAUAGGUGUGCCCAGUUGCACAGAGGCUGAUUUUGUUAAGGGACUGACAUGUGCAAGUCUGGCAUGGUGAGACCAUCAAACAGCAGAGUGCAGAGAUGUUUCCGGCAUGGUGUCAAUUUAAAUCCUAAGUCUGGGCAAACUGGGCCACCUAGACAUGAGAAGGGCUAUCUGCUUGGGUUCACUGUUUGGUGCAAAUUUGGUUCAGCAGGGAAACAGACUGUCAGUAUGUCUGAACAACAAAACCUACAAGACGCUUAUUUGCACAUUAAAACUAAUUAUGUAACUCAAAAAAAUGAUUCCAUCGUAACAAUCACGAUGAACUAAAUCCUUAGUGCUCCUAACUCUGAAGUCUGGCUGCAUAUCUGUAGUAAUAAACACUCCAAUAGCCUUAGCUGUUUUUUUUUUUAUUUAAUUUACUGCCAAAAUCGUCUUUAAAUGUCACAGGGAGAUUAAUAACUUGCAGAGGCUGUUUCUGCCUUGGUCAUACACACUCAGGUGAUGUCGUCUCGAAUGAGCAUCUGAGUUUGGUGUAACAUAGCCAGCAGACAGUCCUAGUCUUAUCGACGACACUCUCUCUAGUGCUGGUGUCAUGUUCCCAAACUUCUGAUCUCAGUGACAUGGGAGGGUCUUUCAGUUCUCCGGUCCGAGCCGUAACCAGCUCACAGCCACAAUUAGCGUAGCGUUGCACAUCUGCUUGUGAGUUUAGGUUUCGCCUGUGUCAAGAAAUGGAUUCGUUCUUUUCGACGCAUGUUCAGAACCAAAAACCAUACACGGUGAAUACGACACAGACCCUCUGUUUACGUUAAAUGUAGACCUGAAAUGUUCUUCAGCGAAAAGUAUUUUAAAUUGUGAUAAAUAUGAAAGAGGCAAAUAUGGAUUUAAUGUUGAUUUGGAUGGUCAUUUCCAAUUCCUACCCCUGCAAUAAACAGUCAUCUCCUCACCUCCUGUCUAUAACCUCACCUCCUGUCUAUAACCUCACCUCCUGUCUAUAACCUCACCUCCUGUCUAUAACCUCACCUCCUGUCGGCUCUGUAAUUACACUAAAUCAGCAUGAGGCCUACAGCGGGCUGGUGAGAGGUUAAGUAUGUAAGUGACAAGAUGGACGUGGCCCAUUGCUGACCUUCUGUACCGAAUUGGGACACAACAGGGUUCAGCGAAGCAGGGGGCUGCCGACUGCCUCACCCCACACAAGACUGAAAAGACAAACAGAGUACAGACAUCAGGGGUGAUGUGAAGCGCACUGGCACGCUAAUCUGGGCCCUGCAUGUGGCACAAGGAGAAUCAGGAGCGGCGAGUUGGGUUCAGGGUCCGAAGAGAAAUCUGUCCUCCUCUAUCAUAAAAUAUACAAUAAAGACAAUAUGAGCUCAGCAACAAGCAGCAGCAAUUCAGGUAAGUGCGGAGUGAGUCCAGGACGGGCGGCUGUACAUAUGGAAGUCCGGCAGAGGAGAGCCCGGGGCAAACAGGCCAGACCAUGGGAACCAGACGGGCCCAGGGUUAGUGUGAGACAGACCAGGACAGAAUGAACUGACAGGCAGACGAGUGUGAAUGACUCCAGGAAAACACCCAGCUGCAUAAGGCUCAAAUAAAGGCUAAGCAGGAAGUAGCUGACAGAGCAUAUAAGAGACGCAAUUGCAAAGAGAGUGAGCAAAGCAGACACUAGACACGUAUAAUCUAAAAAAAAAAAAAAAAAAAAAACACAUCCAUAAGAUAAAUCUUUAACCUGAGAUGUGCAGACACAUGCGCUCAUUCCCUGGUGCACAGACACAGACGCUCAUUCCCUGGUGCACAGACACAGACGCUCAUUCCCUGGUGCACAGACACAUGCGCUCAUUCCCUGGUGCACAGACACAGACGCUCAUUCCCAGGUGCACAGACACAGGCGCUCAUUCCCUGGUGCACAGACACAUGCGCUCAUUCCCUGGUGCACAGACACAGACGCUCAUUCCCUGGUGCACAGACACAGGCGCUCAUUCCCUGGUGCACAGACACAUGCGCUCAUUCCCUGGUGCACAGACACAUGCGCUCAUUCCCUGGUGCACAGACACAUGCGCUCAUUCCCUGGUGCACAGACACAUGCGCUCAUUCCCUGGUGCACAGACACAGGCGCUCAUUCCCUGGUGCACAGACACAGGCGCUCAUUCCCUGGUGCACAGACACAGGCGCUCAUUCCCUGGUGCACAGACACAGGCGCUCAUUCCCAGGUGCACAGACACAGACGCUCAUUCCCAGGUGCACAGACACAGACGCUCAUUCCCUGGUGCACAGACACAGGCGCUCAUUCCCUGGUGCACAGACACAGACGCUCAUUCCCUGGUGCACAGACACAUGCGCUCAUUCCCAGGUGCACAGACACAGGCGCUCAUUCCCUGGUGCACAGACACAGGCGCUCAUUCCCUGGUGCACAGACACAGGCGCUCAUUCCCUGGUGCACAGACACAGACGCUCAUUCCCUGGUGCACAGACACAGACGCUCAUUCCCUGGUGCACAGACACAGACGCUCAUUCCCUGGUGCACAGACACAGACGCUCAUUCCCAGGUGCACAGACACAGACGCUCAUUCCCUGGUGCACAGACACAGGCGCUCAUUCCCUGGUGCACAGACACAUGCGCUCAUUCCCUGGUGCACAGACACAGACGCUCAUUCCCUGGUGCACAGACACAUGCGCUCAUUCCCUGGUGCACAGACACAUGCGCUCAUUCCCUGGUGCACAGACACAGACGCUCAUUCCCUGGUGCACAGACACAGACGCUCAUUCCCUGGUGCACAGACACAGACGCUCAUUCCCUGGUGCACAGACACAGACGCCCAUUCCCUGGUGCACAGACACAGACGCUCAUUCCCUGGUGCACAGACACAGAAACAUGCAGUCAUUCUUUUGUCCAUGUGUUCAAUUCCUGACACACACACUCUUAUUUCCUUCGGUGUGUCUGUGUGGCAAUGCGGAUGACUGUGCUGAUCUGGGGCCACACCUGAUCACCCCAGGCCAGCUCCAGAUGUGGCACAGACAGACCCCAAGGGGGGAGAACCACGGGCCAGAAUAACCAGCAAGAUAGCCGGCGCGCCCCUCCCUGGAGCCCCGGCCAUCUGCAGGAAAGACGGAACGUGAAGCCACCUGCAUCCCGCCCCCUGGCGCGCAGGGGUCAAAGGGUACUGGCACCAGGAACCGGCACUGUGCGAGGACAGGUGUGGGAGCAAUGACAGCGGCGUGAGCUUGACCGUUAAGGCCGGUGACUUGCUCCCCACCGCGAGGAAAUGUGGCAAACGCACACACAGCAGGUAGCCCAAAGCAGAGGCACCGGCGUAAAACACGCGCAGAAACACAGAAGCAUGUGCUGACCUCUGACCCCUAGUGGUCUGGCCUGACCCCACCCCCCCCCCCCAACACAGAAGACGUGUGGCUUUCUUGGACAGCUGUCCACCCGUGACCUCCUUGACCUCUGAAGUCUGACCCGUCUGUGCGUGUGAGAGCAUGCAUGAGCCCCUCUCCCUCUCACACACACAGCAACAGUGACUACUAGCCCUACCCUCACACUCACACCCCUGGCUCACUCCCCUGCACACACACAGGCCAGCAUGUUUUCAGCUAAACUGGACCCUAGGAAGGAUGUGUGUGUGUGAAUGCCUUCGGUGACGCACAAAGUGAUGAGGGUCAUGAAACAGAGGGAAUCCUACACACCAGUGACUGGGCCAGCAUCUGGAAUCUCUUAAGAGUCGAUACAUACAAAGGACUAUAUUUACGCAGUGCAGGGAUUUUGGGGGGUUGGGGGGUCAUCAGCGGACACAGACGCAGAGUGUGCGCAGCUGGCUGACAUGCCUGCAUGUGUCUCUGUGCCCAUGUGUGUCUGCGAAGUGCGCUCACCUGCGCCUGUGUGGUGCGCUUGUCUGUGGUUGCAUGUGUGCCUGCGCGCUGCGCUCACCUAUGCCAACGCUAUGUGGUGCGCUCGCCUGUGUCUGUGGCAGACUCCUGGCCAUUUUUAGCAGCGGGUCCCCAUGUGCAGCUGGUGUGAGUCACCCCCGCGGCCGGCCGCAGGGAGAGCGUGGGAGUGGCGCAGCGCGGCUGGUCAAAUAAAAAUAGCCCUGUGUGUCGGUGUCUGCCGUGAAUGCCGGCGGAAGAUGAUGAAACCAGAGAGGGUGAUGAUUCACGCAAACCAGUCAGGCAGCAGUGCGCGUGUGUGUGUGUGGACGCGAGUUCUUUAGAGUCUGGCCCCAUGCCCUCACUUGACAUGCUGGCCCCUCCCACGUUACCAUGGUAGCAAAUUAAAUACCCGGACAGUCGUCUAGCUGACAUGGCAACCACCCCCCCCGUCCACGGCGCACGGCCAGGAAGGAUCAGGAGCUGCUCCUGCACCCAGUGACCCAGGAACCCCCCCCAGGAAGAGACUGAGCUGCCUGGAAGCACUAAUGCUAACACAGCUACAGGUCAAGCCUGCGUGCAUGUCGCUGACCGGAAGCCCGUCGGCUGUGCUCCCCCGGUGGCUGGAGGUUGAAGCACGCUCUCAGUACAAUAAGAGAGAGAGAGUCUGAGGAAGGAGGAGUUUUACAGAGGGAGGGGGGGCUUCUGAAGCCUGAAGCCUCCUAACCCGACUUCAAAGGCUUCCCGUAAUUACGCAAACAUGCACUCCCCCCCCCACACACGAAAACAUGCCACGUAUAAACACAAACGCACGUGCAGACACAACAGACCCAGUCUACCAGGUCAACGGCCUGAGGAAGGGUGUGUGUGUGGGGUGGGGGGGGGCGGUAUGCAGGGUAUGCAGGGUAUGCAGAGCCAGGUGUUCAAGUGCUCACAGCCCUUUAGAGGGCUUUAACACAUUAGCAGCCCCACCCCCAUCAUCCAUUGUGAACAACCCAGAGGCAAACAAAACUGAUCCGGGAUCAGCAGGUAAAGAUCCAAUGCAAGGAUGCUGCCCACUUCGGCUGCGCUUGGCCGAACAUUCCUUAAGCCGACACGCAGCUGUGAGUCUCCUCACACCAUGUCGGUGCACACGCGUGCCGGGCCCCGCACACAGACAUGCAGAGCCAGAUGGGACACGCACAGAUGGAUGGCGGCUGCAGGAAAUGGCCCCAAUACACCAAUGCAGGUGGAGAACGAGCGCAGCUGUCUGUCAGGGAGAGGAGAGAGAGACACGCAGACGCACAGCCAUACCCUUACAGCUAUGCUGCUCCCUGUGUGCAGCUCUGAAGGCACAAACAUUACAGGCCACUUAAUUGCCACACUCAGAUUAAAAAAAAAGUAACAAAACACUGCCUUGUUAAACUUUUAUCACAAGAAAAUAUCAGUACUUAAAACAAAUGUAACCGCCUGGUUUUCAGUAUCUUUUAGCUUGUAGUAACACAUUACUAAGCCACAAAGGCUGAAACAAUCAGUUUUGAAAGACAAAUCAGGUCUGUCUUUAGUGCAUUGACAAUCGCUUUGCGUUGGAAUUCUGUUUAUUAAUGUCAGAACGUGAUUUGCUCUUGGCCUCUCCUGAAACGACGGCCACUUGUCUGCCUCAUCCCAGAUCAGUUUCAGAGGUUUAAUGUCCUCGUUUUCUGUUGUACGGUAUCACAACUGAUAUCAGAAUUUCUGAUGACGUAUUUCUAGUGUCACAGUCUUUAUGUUUGCAAUGGCUAGAAAGACAUAGCUAAUAACUGAACAGAGAGCUCAAAACAAAAUGAAAAAUUGGAGUGACCUACUGUUUGCUGGGAAAAAGGUUGACAGGAAGCAACAGUGACCGGAAACAGUCUGGGGCAUGAAGGUGACAUCAAAGGCAGAAGAUCGAAACUUAGUUGUGAUGUUCAAAAGAAAUUGGAAGAUGACUAACGGUCUGAGGGCUGCGAUUC